Molecule: messenger RNA, 2634 nt
Organism: Lycium barbarum (goji berry)
Lineage: Eukaryota; Viridiplantae; Streptophyta; Magnoliopsida; Solanales; Solanaceae
Exons: 4
Coding region: 1-2634 (877 amino acids)
Molecular function (GO): nucleic acid binding
Source: RefSeq, a predicted model, not a curated record
AUGGAGGAAACUCAUCAUGCUAUUAUUUCCCUAGACCCUGAUAGUGCCCCUGGGCCUGAUGGGUAUAGCGGAAAGUUCUACCAAGUCACUUGGGAGAUUAUCAAGGAAGAUGUACACAAUAUGGUCACAGAUUUCUUCAGAGGGGCCAAACUCACAAAGUUUUAUACUCACACUUGUUUAAUAUUGCUCCCAAAGGUGGAAUCUCCAAACAAUUUCUCUCAGAUGAGACCAAUCAGUUUGAGCAACUUCUCAAACAAGAUCCUAUCCAAGAUUAUCUCCAACAGACUUACUAACAUCUUGCCUAAAAUGAUCUCUCAGAAUCAAACGGGUUUCAUCAAAGGUAGGCUGAUUACUGAUAAUGUUUUACUCACACAAGAGUUGGUGCAGGACAUCAAAAAGAACAACAAACAUAGGAACAUUGUAAUGAAGUUGGAUAUGGCCAAAGCAUAUGACAAGGUGUGCUGGCUAUUCCUCAAGACUGUUAUCAGGAAAAUGGGAUUCUCUGAGAUAUUUAUUGAUCUCAUACAUAGAAUCAUAGCUGAAGUUUGGUAUUCAGUUAUGAUCAAUGGCAUGAGGCAUGGUUUCUUUCACUCUACCAGAGGUCUUAAGCAGGGUGAUCCUCUAUCACCUGCUUUAUUUGUUUUGGCUGCUGAAACUCUGUUUAAGGCUCUGAACCAUCUUCACAACAAUGAGAGAUAUAUUGGUUACACCAUGCAUCAGAAGGGCCCUUUUAUUAAUCAUUUAUGCUAUGCGGAUGAUAUUGUUAUAUUCUCCUCAGGAAACAAAAGAACUAUUAAAAUGAUCACCAAGGUUUUGAAGCAAUAUGAAAAGGAGGCUGGUCAAGAGAUCAACAUUGAGAAAAGUGUCUUUUUGACUGCUUCUCACUCACCUGAAGAUAGGAGAAGGAUGAUUAGUAGGAUUACUGGGUACAAACACCAAUUCUUUCCUAUGAAGUAUCUAGGCUGUCCUAUAUUUCCUGGAAAGAAAAGACUGUCUUAUUUUGCUGAUAUUGCAAAGAGUGUCAUGAACAAAGCUCAAGGAUGGCAAGAUUUCUUCUGGGGACAGACUGAGAAUAAAAAGAGGUACCAUUGGAGUUCUUGGACAAAUAUGUGCUACCCUCAACAGGAGAGGGGUACAGGUUUCAAAAGCAUUGAGGAUAUAUGUAAAGUGUUUGCAGCUAAAAGAUGGUGGAGAAUAAGAGUUGAAGAUAAUUUAUGGUCUCAGUUUAUGAUGGCUAAGUACUGUCAAAGAAGUCAUGUAGUUGCCAGGAAAAUUCAAGGUUAUCACUCUUUUAUCUGGAAGGAAUUAUGGAGAAUCAAAGCUGAUGUAGAACCUCAUAUAAUAUGGAGGAUAAAUGAAGCUAAAAUAUCCUUUUGGUGGGAUAAUUGGACAGGCAUUGGUCCCCUAGCUCUGUAUCACCAUUCUGAAAAUAACCCUGGUACUCUCAUGGUGUCAGAUUGCUUAGAAGGAGACAACUGGGAUAUGGAUUACAUCUCAAAACUGCUGCCACCUGAAAUUUGUUACAUCAUUCAGAGGGUAGACAUUGGGCAGAGAAACAAGAAGGAUCAGGCCAUUUGGACUGCUAAUUCCUCUGGGAAAUUCACCUGUGUCAAUGCAUUUCAAAUUCUAAGGAAGAGAUUGUCGGAAGCUCCAAUAUGGAAGUGUAUAUGGAAUAAAGGAAUUCCUCUCAAAAUGGCCUUUAUCAGUUGGAGAAUUAUAAAGAGCAAGCUGCCUAUGUAUGAUAGAAUCAAGAAUUACGAUGAUAAUGUUGACCCUAUGUGCAUAUGUUGUGCUCAUCCUAAGGAGGAAACCAUCCAACAUGUCUUCAUUGAAGGGGAACUAGCCAUAAAAAUCUGGAAAUACUUUGGUGAUUCUCUGGGAAUCACUACACAAAAUCAGAGUAUUCAGGCUAGGUUUAUAACAUUGUGGAAUUUCAACACAAAAAACUCAAUGCUAAGAGUAGCAUACCAAUGCAUUCCUAUCUUUAUUUGCUGGGAAUUGUGGAAAGCCUGGAGCUCUUGGAAAUAUGGAAAUAGGAAGUACUCGGUGACCAAAAUCUACUAUGAGGUGGCUCAACAUGUAAGCAUGCCUAUUAUUUGGAGUAAACCUUCAGAAAAUAUCAUCAAGAUCAACACGGAUGGAAGUAGCAUGGCACAUAGCAACAAAGCAGGAAUUGGAGGAAUUGCCAGAGACUCUAGAGGAGACAUCAUCAUGGCCUUUUCAAAAACUUUACAAUUCUGUUCCAACAACAGUGCAGAAAUACAGGCUGCAAGUUUUGGAAAUUCCAAGACAAGCAAGAGGAGCAGUGAGAAUGGACAAGGCCCAAGUGGAAAACUUCAGAAUAAGGAAGGCAACAAGAAGAUGAAGGACAAACACAAGAGGAGACUAGCAAGAUGCAAGCAGGAAAAAAAGGAAGGAAGCAAACAUAAGCAAAGAAAGCCUCAAAGAUUUGAAAGAAAUUUUUUGGUGUUUCUGAUCCAGGGUGAAACCACCCUGAACCGAGGGCAUAUUAAGAAAGAGAAUGAACUGCUCUUGAAUGCCCAUAAAACAAUUGAAAUGCACAGACUUCAGAUUGAGGAAGAAAUACUGAUGCGCAUGUCCUAUGAGCUUAUGUCUGAUCAUGCUAAAGAAUGA